Cloeon dipterum is the source of this 1074-nucleotide messenger RNA. Its product is annotated as brachyurin-like. Lineage: Eukaryota; Metazoa; Arthropoda; Insecta; Ephemeroptera; Baetidae. Gene Ontology annotation, molecular function: serine-type endopeptidase activity. Gene Ontology annotation, biological process: proteolysis. Bases 1 to 1074 code for a protein of 357 amino acids. The record is from RefSeq and is a predicted model, not a curated record. The transcript has 8 exons.
AUGGGUUCUUUUCUGGCGAUUGUUUUUUUGGUCCUCCUCGCCCAAGCGGCUGCCAGGGCUACAAACGAAUCGAAGAAUGAAGCUGAGGCCCAGUUUGAAAGACCUGCAAUAAAAGAAUACACGCUGGAAGAAUUGUUGGGAGAGGACAAUGGCAUUGCGGCGCUCGAAGCCGCGAACGAGAAGCGGAACAAAUUCGGAGAAAAAGGGUCUGAAACAACGGUGGUCAAGGAAGGUGCAAGAAUUUUGGGAGGAAGCAGUGUAACGGAAGGAGAGCACAGCUACAACGUCUUUGUGGGAGCCGCACCUUACAGUGGCAACGCCAUUUACUGCGGGGGCGCACUGCUUUCCCCCCAAUGGGUGCUAACCGCCGCGCAAUGUGUCGCAGGGGCGACUGAAAUCGUAGUAUUUGCUGGUGCGGUUUCUAUGCCACAAGAUAUGGGUAUUUUAAAAAAUGCAAGAGCGACGAUUCAUCCUGGCUUCGUGCGCAAUUUCGCGGUGAAUGACAUUGCUCUGCUCAAGACGGCUACUCCGUACACCCUUUCAAGCACCAUUUCCACAAUUCGACUUUCGACCGAGAGUGUCGGUUCCGUGGAAAACGCCCAGCUCAGGACGUUUGGAUUCGGUCCUGAAGACAACAGUGCUGCCAUAGCAACUUCCUUGAAUUACGUCGAUAUGGCGAACCUGAAAAAGUCUACGUGUUUGACACUCACUACAGACUUUUAUGUGGCUUAUCCGGCAAACACCGGAUGUUUGAGCACCUCCGUCGCAACAAAAGGAUGGUGCUAUGGAGACACCGGCUCUCCCGUCGUUUACACGAAUGACGGAGACUCAACAACCAAGGUCUACGGCGUUAAUUCUCAAUAUCUCGGCUGUUCGAGUGCGUAUCCGAGCUCGUACACGCUGGGUGACACUGGCUCCCCUGUCGUUUACACCAACGACGGAGACUCAACAACCAAGGUCUACGGCGUUAAUUCUCAAUUUCUGGGCUGUUCGAGUGCGUAUCCGAGCUCCUACACGCUGGUGCGCCCGUACCUCAACUGGAUCAAAGCGAUGACGAAACUGACGCUCACUUAA